Molecule: messenger RNA, 1228 nt
Organism: Tachysurus fulvidraco (yellow catfish)
Lineage: Eukaryota; Metazoa; Chordata; Actinopteri; Siluriformes; Bagridae
Gene: thap4
Product: THAP domain containing 4
Exons: 5
Coding region: 190-720 (176 amino acids)
Source: RefSeq, a predicted model, not a curated record
UGCUGACUACAUUUCCCACAGUUCAAUGUGUCAAAGUGGGCGCGGACUUCCGGUAUAAAUCGCAAUCUAGCUUGUUACCUAAACAAACUAUUUAUUCCGAAGUGUUUAUGAAGUGUUUCGUUUUAUACUCAUUUUAGACUCAAUCUAGUUUAUUAGACUGUAAUCAGACUUUGAUUAAAUUAGAUCAGAAUGUCGUGCCCAUUGAGUCAACCAGCAGUGGAUUUGAACCCGGCACUGUUCCCGCUGGAUUGGCUCUUGGGGACGUGGGAAUCGGACGAACCGGGACAGGUCUCCUUCCCCACCAUUAAACCUUCCCUCUACAAUGAAACGUUGUAUUUCACUCACGUUGGACAACCGGUCAUCAACUUCAUGUUUAACGCUUGCCAAGCCGAGACUAAAAAGCCACUUCACAGAGAAACCGGUUUCAUCCGGAUUCAGCCAGGCACCAACAAAGUGGCCUUCAUCAUCGCUCAGAACUCAGGACUAGUAGAGAUUGAGGAAGGCGAGCUGGUCGAGCAGAAACUCACUCUGCAGAGCAAAGCCUUGGCCAGAAUGUCUUUCGCCAAGCAGCCAUAUGUCCAUCAGAUCUCCAGAGUUUUACAGCUGAGAUCAGAUGGGAGACUGGAGCAGACGGUGUGCAUGGCGCUGGAGAACCAAACCCUGACACAGCACUUACACAUCACCUACCGCCGAACGUCAUCACCUCUGAAGAGACAAUAAUAAACAUUACACACAAACAAACAACUGACAAAUGUUAAUUUUCUACACACAAACAAAAAAAAACUUAAAUAAAUCCAGUGGAAAUAAACUCAGGACUGUUAAAGUGGUACUUUGGUUAAAAUGCUAAGUUAUACCAUAGUUCUUUAAAUGACUGUGUCCGGGGAAAAUGUAGUUCUUAUUUACACUUUAACACCAGAGGCUGGCGGCCAUCUUAGAUAAACAGAAGGUGGUAGGUUGGUCAGACCCCGCCCCUUUAGGCCACGCCCCCUUACCGUCGACAGGUGGAAUUGAAGCAGGAAUUGAACCGUCAAUUAAUACGUUUGUACGUUUCUGAAAUAAAUCACUGCUGGAGUUUAAUCCUACAGUCAGAGGUGUUUGUACAGAAAUCCUCAUCUGUUCAAAAUCUCAGUAUGUCGAGAUUUAAUACAACAUGCCAUAAUUACAAGUAUGUAAACUAUGUGUAAUAGAAAUUAUAUGUAACCUUUUUAUUAAAGUAUAUUCAAUUAAA